ACCUUUGAGCCCUUCUUCACCCACAAUGGCCACCCCACCUUAACUAUUAUAAAACCUCAAACUAACUCACCCAAUUUACCACCUACUUGCAACCAAACAACCACUAACCCACUUCCGGCAAAAAAAUACAAGAAAAAUACAAAUGACAAAGAUGCUACAAAAAGGAAUUAUUCAUCUGCAACUUUCCCCACUACUACUUCUUCACUACAAUUACAAAAAAACUUUCCCAUACUGAUCACCAAAACAAAUAAUGGACCUGAUCUGACUCAAAUUAAUACAACAACAGAUCUACAAACCCAGGACUACUUGGGUCUACUUGUAACCCCACAAACUGAUGAUAUAAUAAUGACUAAAGUUAACCUACUUACUAUAGAUAAUGUUGCCCAACUACCCAAUCAUAAUCAAUCUAUGGAUACACAAUCUAAUGUUACAGUCAAAUCUUUACUUCCUAAAUCCUAUGCACGGGUCUAG
Dentiscutata erythropus is the source of this 471-nucleotide messenger RNA. NCBI's taxonomy places the organism in Eukaryota, Fungi, Glomeromycota, Glomeromycetes, Diversisporales, Gigasporaceae. The record is from the annotation of a GenBank genome assembly.